AUGGUCUGGAAAGACCAGACCUGUUACUCUCAGGGUGCUAGACCUGUUACUCUCAGGGUGCUAGACCUGUUACUCUCAGGGUGCCAGACCUGUUACUCUCAGGGUGCCAGACCUGUUACUCUCAGGGUGCCAGACCUGUUACUCUCAGGGUGCCAGACCUGUUACUCCUCGCCUACUCUGGGUGCCAGACCUGUUAUUCAGGUCCAGCAGGUUACUAGGGGCAGACUCUGUUACUCUCAGGGUGCUAGACCUGUUACUCUCAGGGUGCUAGACCUGUUACUCUCAGGGUGCCAGACCUGUUACUCUCAGGGUGCUAGACCUGUUACUCUCAGGGUGCCAGACCUGUUACUCUCAGGGUGCCAGACCUGUUACUCUCAGGGUGCCAGACCUGUUACUUCAGGGUGCCAGACCUGUUACCUGUUACGCCUCAGGGUGCCAGACCUGUUACUUUCAGGGUGCCAGACCUGUUACUCUCAGGGGCCAGAACCUGUUACUCUCAGGGUGCCAGACCUGUUCCUCUCAGGGUGCCAGACCUGUUCCUCUCAGGGUGCCAGACCUGUUCCUCUCAGGGUGCCAGACCUGUUACUCUCAGGGUGCCAGACCUGUUCCUUUCAGGGUGCCAGACCUGUUACUCUCAGGGUGCCAGACCUGUUCCUCUCAGAGUGCUAGACCUGUUACUCUCAGGGUGCCAGACCUGUUCCUCUCAGGGUGCUAGACCUGUUCCUCUCAGGGUGCUAGACCUGUUACUCUCAGGGUGCCAGACCUGUUCCUCUCAGAGUGCUAGACCUGUUCCUCUCAGGGUGCUAGACCUAGUGAGAUUAAGAUCCAGUGAUUAUUUUUGCAGAUAUUCCCGCUUUUAAAUCUUCGGCUGGUUAUAUUAUCCUGACCUUGUUGAAAUAAAUAAAUCCUUUCAGACAUGG
Etheostoma spectabile (orangethroat darter) is the source of this 920-nucleotide messenger RNA. RefSeq lists its product as uncharacterized. Bases 1 to 669 code for a protein of 222 amino acids. NCBI's taxonomy places the organism in Eukaryota, Metazoa, Chordata, Actinopteri, Perciformes, Percidae. The record is from RefSeq and is a predicted model, not a curated record. The transcript has 5 exons.